Sclerotinia trifoliorum is the source of this 2600-nucleotide messenger RNA. The record is from the annotation of a GenBank genome assembly. NCBI's taxonomy places the organism in Eukaryota, Fungi, Ascomycota, Leotiomycetes, Helotiales, Sclerotiniaceae.
CGAACGAGUGGAAUCGAACGAGUGGAGCAUUUCCAUUACUACAAUUCUCUCCCAGAGCCCCAUGUAACGAAAAUCAGACCAUCGAGACAAGCAAACACAACUUACUCCCUACACAGCAGAGAACAGAGGAAGCAAUACCUCCGUCUUUCAACAAGUCAAUCUGAAUUUUGCAGAUUCUACCCAUGUUUAUCAUAUGAAAACGCCAUGGAAGCCACAACUUUGUCUCCCUCUAAUCUAUCAAAUUGGGGUACACCGUCGGCUUGCCCUGUCAUAUAUUCUACGCAUAUCUGUAAGGACCAGGCAGCUUGCAUACCGUUCACGGACCCAUUCACAAGGGACCAGUCGAAUUAUUGAAAGUUCUGCGGACUUUGUACCAUUUGGUCAAUAGAUACAUAAUCCAAAGGCCAAAGCUGCCUUGACAUCUGCAGCCCACCUGCUAGCUUCCGUAGGUCUUGUUAGGAUUCAUUUCAUAUUUCAAUCUACGUCUUCCCGGUCCUCUUACUCCCAAUGUCCACCUCUUUUUCGCUACUUACUUUAGCCUUAUUAAUCUUCCUUCAUCAUGACGGCGGCGGAGAAUGAAACAGCUGACAAGUUACCGUUCACGGCGGUGGCCGCUCCAGAAUCUUAUCAAAGCGCUGAAGAUGGAACUGUCGGAACUGAAAUCGUUGGUACAACGCUCUCACAUAAUGCACAUUAUGCACGUCAACAAGAUGCAGGACCACCCGCUACAAGGAAAGAACUUUGGUCGUAUUAUGCAUACUACGCGGGAAAUAAUGGCAUUGGCUCCUUUCAAUAGUAAGUCCUCGCUGCGCUGGAUUCGAUCUUGCACAACCAUACCCUCCAUACCAUUCUGUUACUGACUUCAAUCCCUCUUCAGCUCGAGUCUUUUAUUUCAAAACUUAAUAUACCAAGCCGGGUUCAAUCCAAAUAUUCUGCCAUUGGGCAGUGCACCUUGCGGCGAUGAUACUCCUUGUCAUGUCUUUUGGAAUGGAGGAACGAAAGCAUAUACAUCGGUCGUGUUGAUAGGAUCAGGAUUGACGUUCGUUUCACAAGCCGUACUUUUCCUUACGAUUGGAAGUUUGGCAGACUUUGGAAAUUGGAACCCAUGGGUUGUUAGAAUUUUCUCCCUUCUUUCGUUCGCCUUCGAGUUUGGGUUCUUGGGGGUACAACACGCAAACAAAUGGAGGAUUGCCAUGGCACUUUAUAUCGUUAGCAGUGAGUCUUUAUCCUCCCUCCUGGCUCCAGCAGUAUCUGAUCUUACCCAGGUGUCACUUGGUGGGCUUCUUACGUUUUCUUCAACGCGAUAUUCCCCAAACUUGCUCACGACCUCCCCGAAGUCCACAAAGCGAAAGAAGAUUAUGAACAGGGCGCAUUGACAGAGGAAGAAUACGAAUACAAGUGCUCAAUGGCAAGGUCCAAGGUUAUGAAUAUAAGUUAUGGGUGGAAUAAUGUUGGAUUCACAAUUUGUGGAGCUUUAGCAUUGGCAGCUCUUGCAGGAAUUGGUGCAAAUGAUUCCACGCAGCAGAACAAUUGGGGAUAUUCUGUUUCUGUUGCUGUCACCACUGGCUGGUGGAUUAUUCUUGCCAUUCCAUGGUUUAUCUGGGAAAAGAAGAGACCCGGACCGCCUCUACCGAAGGGAGAUAACUAUCUUACAUUUGGCUUCAAACAAACCUACUUCGCUGCAAAGCAGGUAUGGCAGUUGAAACAAACUUUCUUCUACCUUAUUGCAUUUUUUCUAUUGGCAGAUGGAGUCGCUACAGUACUGACACUUGUCUCGAUUGCACAGACACAAGUUGUUGAGUUUUCCGCAACACAAAACACCUAUCUCAUCAUGGUUCAAGGUGGCUCAACUACCGUUGGAGUCUUUGGCGCCUACUAUAUUCAAGAGAAGUUCAAGAUCCGGACCAAGGCCAUGCUACAAUUUUGCAAUUGCGGGUGUGUACUCAUUGCACUUUGGGGAAUGGUAGGUAUCUGGACCACCAAAUUUGGAUUUCAUAAUGAAUGGGAGUUUUGGCUCUUUCAAGCGCAAUACGGAAUUACCCUCGGUGCUCAAUAUCCAUACGGACAAGCAUUUAUGGCAGAGCUGGUACCCAAAGGAAGAGAAUAUUUGUUCUUCAGUCUUUUGGGUAUUGUGUCAAAAGGAUCAGCAUGGAUUGGGCCAAUCGUUUCAAGUGCUAUUGUUGAUCGCAAUGGAAGUCAAUGGGCAGCUUUUCCAUUUGUGGCAGCAUUGAUAUUUGUCCCUACCGUCGCAAUAUUUUGGAUCAGUGAGUCAAAGAGUAGGGUUGAAUGUGCAGAGUAUUUGGAAAAGGAGAGGAUGGAUUUGCAAAAGCUUAAAGAUAAUGAGUUGAACACAGGUAGAUUUGGUUCUACAGAAAGCAGUAGCGGAGUGGAUGGAUUCUACAAGACGAAGUAGAAGGACGAAUGGUUGGAUGGUUAGAUGAUUACUGUCAUGAUGAUGAUGAUGAUUCCAUACUGUUGGCGCAUGUGUUACGCAGUAGUUAUUUUUACACCUCUAGAGGCUACUGUAUAUUUAAAAAGAUAUAAUCUAGAUACUAAUUUCGUUUACCUAUUCCUGGGUAUGUGUUCUUUAUAUCCUCGUG